AUGGCAUUUGCCAACUUCCAACCGACCUGUGGCCAAUUGGUACAUGCCCAUGGAGACCGCAUGUCGUCGUCUUCGUCGGCUCAGCCAGCUUAUGGGGAUUCGAAUUCCGGCACAUCAGCUUACCCAAACAGAACCUCGGGCGCGCACCGUUUGAUGCUCGAUUUGUUGAGGGAAAAAUUCUCCUCUCUUGCCUUGGAUGCACAGUCUGCUUUUUCACCAGACACUCCGAGUUUGAGUCCAUAUGAAGAGACGAAAAUUGCCAGUCUUCAGGGGCCGGCUGGGACCUGGCCGUCCAAUUUUCACGCCAGAAUGAAUGCCAACAAUCGGUUCACUUUGUCCAGUCUUUGGUCACCCAAACGGGGUAAGUUAUCGUCCAUUUAG
Molecule: messenger RNA, 381 nt
Organism: Protopolystoma xenopodis
Lineage: Eukaryota; Metazoa; Platyhelminthes; Monogenea; Polystomatidea; Polystomatidae
Source: the annotation of a GenBank genome assembly